Volvox carteri f. nagariensis is the source of this 3003-nucleotide messenger RNA. RefSeq lists its product as uncharacterized. The transcript has 2 exons. NCBI's taxonomy places the organism in Eukaryota, Viridiplantae, Chlorophyta, Chlorophyceae, Chlamydomonadales, Volvocaceae. Bases 1 to 3003 code for a protein of 1000 amino acids. The record is from RefSeq and is a predicted model, not a curated record.
AUGAGCGCCAUAACUUUGGAUAAUGAUGAUGACGUCGAGUUCCAAGCUGAUUUGGCUAGAGCAAUUGCCGCGAGUCUGGAAAUGGACCUAGGAGGUGCCCAUGAGGAAGUCCCCAGGACCGACACAUCUGGUUGGGACGCGCUUUUGGCGGCAGGCAAGGCGGCGACCUGGGGCAGAAGCACUUUGAGCGCCGGCCGACGCUCGCCGGUUCUGUUUCCCGUGGACGAGGACGACGAUGACUUCCAGCGCCAGAUUGCAGCUGCCAUGGCGGCCAGCAUUCAAUCCGCUGAGGACGAGCGCCGCCGCCGGGAGCUGGGCAUCGCAGUGGGGACUGUGGCUGGCGAGCCGCUAGCGCGCGAUGUCUCCACGCAUGGUCCCGCUCUGUCGGCGCCAACACAGGUUCUGCCAUCAGUGGCGGAGCGGUUGUCGGCUUCGCAGCAACUGCACCAGCCGGGCAGCCCACUUCAAAACGGCGGCUCCAUUUACUGUUCCGGUGGCCUGAUGCUCACGCCUCUGACCACCGGCAAGUGGCCCAGAACCGUAACAACCCGGGCACCCGUGUCGACUCACUCACCCUUCAGCACGCUAGCGUCGGAACCGUGGACACAUUCGCUUCCCGGCGCCGCCCCUGUGUUGUCCCAUCUACCAACAGCUGCCCGGACUGCAGUGGCCGCGAGUGGCGGGCCUAUCCUGGACUGUGAGGAUGUUCAGGAGGCAAGGGCCGUGGCAGCGGCUAUGGCGCGGGGACCAGCGGCCCCUGCCAGCAGUCCCUGCUCUUCGGCGGCGGAUAGUGAAGCUCCGGCGCUGGCUCCCACCAGCGCCAUCCCGGUAGCAGCGCGCCCUGACGCCCUGAUGCCUCCCUUGGUGUUGGAGGCCGCGCUGGGCGGAGGCUUGGGGCGGGGGGAAUCCGGUGGGCAGCUGCUGCUCUCCUGCUCGCCUGCGAAGCAUGCUCGCACGCCUUCUCUGGCGGGCGCAAUGGACUCGUCUCAGCCGCAGAUGAAGCGGUCCCGGGCGGCUAGUGAGGGCGGCGCUGCGGUGCCGCCAGCUCCAGGGCAGGUGCCCUCGAGCCGCUUGGCUGGCGGGCUGGAGCGACGAACUGGAAAGAGCGCCCCUAGGGCUCCGGAGGGACUGGGGGAGGGAGAGCCUGAUGCAAUGGCCGUAGUCAUGGACGGGGAUGGAUGCAGCGGCGGGGGAAGUGGGUUUAGCGACACCUGCAGGGAAGGGAGGGCGCAGUCGCACUCCCACCCGGAGCGCCCCGCCUCGGCGGCUUCUUGCUGCACAGCAUGUGUUCGGGAGGAGGGAGGGGAGUGCGUCGCCGCCGCCGCCACCGCCAGUGACCCGGCGGAAACAGCCCGGGCCCUUUCUGCCGCCCCGCCUGGGGACGAUGCGGUAAUGGAGGUUCUGGAUUUAGACUUCCGCGGCCGCUUGCCGACCUCCGCCGCUGCUGCGGGUCGUGAUGGCCUCGGACGCCGGGAGCGCUCCGGCGUGGGAGGGGAUCACAGCGUCGGGGACAGCCAUCAUAGCGGCGAGAGAACACGCGGGGUGGGUUGUGGACGAUAUGGCUCCUGGCCACCGGCAUCAGGUGCAAGGCUGGAGGGUACUCAGGCACUCACCAAGUGCCUGUCUCAGAAGUCACCAGUGUUACGGCGGGAGCAGCUGCAUGUCCAGCCGGGCAGUGGCUGCAGUGGCGGCAGCGGCCUGGAGUCCGGUUCGGACCAGUACUCGGGUUCACAUCCGGAUCUGUCGGUGUCAGUGUCGGGUCGUUCAGUCGGUCAUCGCAACCAUACCAAGGUUCAUCAACGCUGUCACAAUCAGGAAGGAAGCGGCAUAUCAGACAACAGCCCCAUGCAGAACCACCACCACCAACAACAACAGCAGCAGCAGCAGCUUCACGCUAUGUCACCACGGCAUUGCGGCAGCUCCGAUGGUGCUGGUACGCGAGGCAGCCGCCUGGCGCCCUGGGACCUGUCCCGAACAGCGCCCGACCGGGGUGCGUCCAUCGCCGCAGGUCUUGGAGCCCAGGGAUGCUCACCUGGUCCUUGCGUGGUGCGCAAGUCCCACGACCUCGCUGACCCGGUACCUGCCGCCGUCCCCGCGGGGGGAGGUCCCGGGGCUGACACUGCCGUGGCGAUCCUCACCGGCCCCGCGGAAGGACACCCCGCGGGGACGGACCCCCCCGUGAUAACGGACUCACCAGCUUUCCCCCCGCAUCGCCAUCAUGGAGCUGCGGACCUUGCUGGGGGGCCCGCUGCGCUGGUGGGGACUGACCCGGCUGGUGGAGCCGCUGGGGGUGUGGUGUCCACUCCGAGUCGGUGGGGGGGCUACGUGGCCGCUGACCGGCGGAUGCUGUUGCACCAGAGGGUUUGGUGGUGGCUAGGUCCCGGACAGGUUCAGACGGGACGUAUCAGCGCCAUCGACCGCCGUAGUGAGCCGCUGUUGUACUCGGUGCGACUGGACGUGGACGGCACGGGGGCAGAGGGCCAGGCCAUCAUUGCCACUGCGGAUUGCCUCUUCCCCUACCUGUCCCAUGGGGACAAGCUCAUGUGCCGUUUGCCGCCCCCAACCUCUAACGUCGUGUGCAGCAGCGGUGUUGGUGUUGGGAGGCUUCCACAGCUGCAGCGGCGGACUGAGGAGCGCCCAGGCUGUGUAGCCGUCGGGGAGGCGGGGCGGGUUGAGCUGGAUGGGUCGAAUGGUGGUGACGUGGGCGGGGUAGCUGACGCAGCGGGUGCAGGCCCGUGCGCCUGGAUGUGCGGUGUACUGCAGCACUGCAUCUUUGAUGGCCGUGUACCCAUGGUGCAUGUGCUGCUGGGCCCUGAGGGGGUGCCGUACUCGGCGCCGUACGAACUUGUUGUGCCAGUGCGGGACGCCGCGGAGGGAAGCGGCUGUACGGCAGCUGGUGGGGUGCCAGCGGCGACGGGAAUGACGAAUUCGGUGACUUUUGGGCCGCAUGUGCGGCAAAGCUCAGUGUGCAGGGACAUUGUGCCGUUGGGGCCAGGGGCGUGA